CAUGGACAACUGCUUCCAUCACAGAGGAAGCCAAGUUUUAAUAAUAGUCUGUUUUAGGUCAUUAAAUAACAGUUAAUUGUGUGUUUAUUGGCUGUUUUAUCGGGGCAUGUCACGUUGACUCUAUGAACACAAACGAUAUUACGUUUGCUGAAGCCCGUGGAGAGCCACAGAAGCUAAAGCUACUGUAUCAAGGUGUAUCCCAGUUUGACUAUGCAGUCAGAUGGGGACAGUGGACUGGAAGACCUGGAGGCCCAACUGGCCAAGAAAGAAAGGGAGUGGAAGGAGCUCCAGGCUGUAAGGGUUCAUCAGAUGGAGAGUGCUCUCAAAAAGGCCCAGGAGGAGUGCUCCUCCCUCAGAGGACACCACCAGCAACUGCAGGAAGAUUUCCAGUUCAACCUGACCAUCCUGGAUGAACGAGAUAGAGAGCUGGAGAGAUAUGAUGCCGUGACUGCCAGAGCUCUAACUGUGGAGUAUGACAGACAGGAGGAAUUGAGCCGGCUUUGUAUGCAGAUCGUCCAGCUGGAGGAGCAGAGAGCCAGAGAGGCUGAGGAGUGGCAGGAGGUGCUUAGUAAAAGUAGGCACAGUGCUGCUCAGCUCAGACUGCAGCUGGACCAGCUCAAAGGUGAAAUUCAAGAACAAGCAAAGGAAUAUGAAAGGAUGAAAUUGGAUUUGCAGCACAGAAUACAGGGGGUGGAGGGAGAGCUGACCCUACAAAGACAGGAGCUGGCGGCAGCUUUUGACUGUGAGCUCCGACAGCGGGAACAUGAGUUCAACUUGAAAAUGGAUGUGAUGCGAGCAGCGGUGCUGUCUCAUGAUCUUAAGGUGAAGCUGCUAUCUAAAGAGACUGAAAUUUACUGCCAGGCUCAGCUCCAGGCCACAGAGGCUCUCAGAGCAUCUAAGGAGGUCUGUCAGCAGAUACAAGCCCAGCUACAAGACAAAGAGCAGGAGAUCAAAGACCUCACUGCAGUCAAGGACAACCGGAUAAAGGAGCUUGAGGAUGAUCUGAAAUGGAUGGGGACCAAAGUGAAGAAGUUGGAGGAUGAGCACAUUCAGAAAUAUGAGCAUGCUGUCCAAGCUCUAAAGGAGUGUGAAGCACAGCUGGAGGCUCAGCGUCAGGCCCACACAGAACAGCUGCAGAAGGCUGACAAACACAUUGUUGAAAUACAGGAGAAUAUGGAAGUUCUGGCUGCACAGACACACUGCAAACACGCAGAGCAUCAAAAGGCCAUGGAACAGAAAGAUGAAACAAUCCACAGGCUUCACACAAAGGUAGAAACCAUCCAGACUGGCUGGGAUGAAUACAUCACUCACAUCUCCAGUGAGAUGGUUGUCAAGGAUACAAGGAUAUUGACCCUGCAGGAGAGAGAAUCCAAGCUUAGGACAGAGCUGGAAAGGAGCAGGGAGGAGAUGAAUAGGUACAAGCAGCAGCUGAGUGCUGGUUUGAAGAGAGAGAGGGCCUUGGAACAGAAGCAAGUCCAACUGGAGCUGGAGUGGCAGAGGCACUAUGAGGACAUGGAGGCAAAACAUUGCCUCACCAAUGAGCAGCUAAUACAAGACCUGACACAGGCUAGAGAUGAGGCUAAAGCAAAGCUGAAGGGGAAAGAACAAGAGCUGCAGGACUUGACUGUCUUAUUACAUUCUGUUAAAAAUGAGAGAGACCAGGCAAUACAGGGUCUCACACCAAAGCCAAACUCUCUGGCGUCAGAGGAGAUCCAUCAUCUGCAGGAGCAGAACAGCAUCCUGCGGGCUGUGGUUAAUCAGAUGAGGAAAGACAUGGAGAGUCUCAGCCAUGUCCCACCCAUUCCCCAGGCCCAGCCACAGGCCUCCUCUCCUCUGCUAAUUCAGCAUCCUGGAACCCCUGCCACCACUUCUAUCACCCCUACAGCUCAGAUGGCCACUGGACCACCAGCCCAGUCUGCUGACAUCUCUUCCCCAAUCAACCCAGCAGGUGACUUGUUUCUACAAAAACAUGACAAGACCUCUGCUUUGAUGGUGCAGGAGGUGGAUGUGGCACAUACAGAGUCUACUCUUGCCAACAUUAUAGAACAGAGUGCACUGGUACGACAGCUUCAAAAGGAGAACCUGUAUUUGCAGCAGGCUUCAGAUCUGAUGUCUGGUGGCUUGUCUGAAAAUGUCCAGAAUGCAAGAAGCAACCCUGCUCUCCUGUAUACUAGGCUGAAGCAGGCAGCAUCCUGUAUUGCCCUUUUGAGCAGAGAGAAACAGCAACUGAUAGAGAUGGGCAACCGCCUUCGUGCCAAAUUCACCACCGCUAAACCACAAGAACAAGUGGAGCCAGAGAAAGACUCCUCCACAAAGAAACAAGGAGACCAACAUGACCGACUGUCUACUCUGGAGCAGCUGCAGUACCAGCUCACCACACAGGAGCUGCAGUAUGCUCUAAGGCAUAGGGCUUGCACUGUUGCUGAACAACUCCUCCCUGGAACCAACAACCCAGGUCCUUCCACACAAGGGACUGCCAACCCUUGGUCCCAGGAGCACAAGGCCACAGACAGGCCUGAGAGCUCCAAGAACAAGGAGAACACUCCUCCGCUCAGCCGGUCACAGAGCUUGUUAGAAAUGGGGCCUCAGACCUACACAGGUCUGUCCAGGUCUCAGCUGUCAUCAGAAGAAUCACUGCGGUCAUUAAAGGAAGUGUGGGAGAUACUAGACCAUGGGCUUAGUCCAUCAAUUUUCUCAGAAGGUGACGGUGAGUUGAAGGGGGAGGUGGGUGAGUCUGGCGGUGCUGGACUUCAGAUGAUGGUGCAUGGUACCAGUGCGGCCAUUCAUAAACGACCCCUAACAGAGGUCCGGCAGAGGAUGCACCUCGCUACAACACCAUCAAAUAUUACCAAGACCAGCAGACCUGGAGCACCUGGCAGGAUGAGUAAGAUCAGAAACUACAAUGUUAAAGACUGACACACCCAUGCAGGACAAUCUAAGUAUCUCCAAGUCUGAUGUCAUCAAGGUUAUGUCAGCUAAACAAUCUUAACAGGAAGUCUGCAUUGCAAUGGGGUUGAAAAAGAAGGUCUAAGAAGGUGUCACGUUCUGGGAUCCUGUUUCUUAUACAACCCUAAGUCAGUGUCUUUAUAUUUUACUGCUUCUUCCAGCAGCUCACAUGUCUGAGCAGUUGAAGAUCACAAUAGAUUCAUAUGUUAAUAAAACCAGAUUUUAUAGGAAUAUAGGAUUUAUUAAGUCUAAUAUUUUUAAAUGUAUGUAUUGUUCAAGGCCAUUCUGUAUGUUUUACUGCAUUGUAAUAAACUAUUAAAAUGGGUCAAACUAAAUUCUAUGAAAUAACAUUGGCUGUAAAGUUUAUUUUUAUUUACCAGUGUGUGCUAUAAAAUGUAUUUAUAUUUUUAAAAAAAUCAUAUUAUACAAUAUGGGCAGUGAAAUUCAUAAAGAAAAGUUUUUUUUACUCAAAUUUUAUACUUUUUGAGGAUUAAUGUGCUCAUCAGGCCAGAGUCUACAUAAUGCGGGACUACUUCCAAGGAUUCCAUGUGUCUGUGUGCUUGAAGCCUGUUAUCACUGCUCUGCCACAGUAGGUCAGUAGGAGAAAGUUUCCAUACAACAUCAGGCUAUGUGAAAUGAUGAACUCCAGUA
Molecule: messenger RNA, 3597 nt
Organism: Monopterus albus (swamp eel)
Lineage: Eukaryota; Metazoa; Chordata; Actinopteri; Synbranchiformes; Synbranchidae
Gene: ccdc57
Product: coiled-coil domain containing 57
Exons: 19
Coding region: 211-2916 (901 amino acids)
Biological process (GO): microtubule nucleation; positive regulation of mitotic cell cycle; centriole replication
Cellular component (GO): centriolar satellite; spindle microtubule; centriole
Source: RefSeq, a predicted model, not a curated record